GUUUCCGUAAUUUCGUGGCAGCCCCGGGCCUUCGUGAUCCGGAACUUCCUCACCGAGCACGAGUGCACCCAUAUAGCGGACCUGGCGCAGGUCCACAUGCGCCGAUCCACCGUAGUGGCCGACAACGGAUCCAGUGUGUUGGACGAUUAUCGUACAUCGUACGGCACAUUUAUCAACCGUUACCAGACUCCGGUCAUAGCGGCGGUGGAGGACCGCGUGGCUCUGCUCACCCGCACUCCCGUGGUGUACCAAGAGGACAUGCAGGUUCUCCGCUACGGUCUCGGUCAGUACUACCACCGGCACACGGACAGCCUGGAGAACGACUCACCGCGCAUGGCCACCGUAUUGCUGUACCUGUCUGAACCAGAGCUGGGCGGGGAGACGGCCUUCCCGCAGGCCGCCAGCUGGGCGCACCCCGCCAUGGCGCAGCUAUUCGGACCCUUCUCAGAUUGUGUCAAGGGCAAUGUAGCCUUCAAGCCCCGGAGAGGUGACGCACUGCUGUUCUGGUCGGUUAAACCAGACGGCCGUACGGAAGAUCCGUACAGCGAGCACGAGGGCUGUCCCGUGAUUCGCGGUGUGAAGUGGACCGCCACCGUGUGGGUCCACACGCAGCCCUUCAGACCGGAGGACUUCCCUCCCCAACCCCGUUCCCGUCUAUCAGGCUUGUGUACGGACCGUCACGCGGAAUGCCCCCGAUGGGCUAGGGCGGGGGAGUGCGACAACAACUCCAACUACAUGAAGGGGGACGCCAACCAAGUGGGCUCCUGUCGCCGUACCUGCGGCGUGUGUGAGGACUGCGAGCUAGGCGACAGGGACUGCUACAACCGCAACAGGGAGAAGCAGGGCUACCUUGUGUAUCACCCGGAGGAGCUGAUAAGCGGGCGGGGGGCGGGGGAGGCGGGGUUGGACUGGAGGGAAGGGGGGGCAGCGCUGUGA
Messenger RNA from Volvox carteri f. nagariensis, 936 nucleotides. RefSeq lists its product as uncharacterized. The annotation marks the transcript as partial. Gene Ontology annotation, cellular component: endoplasmic reticulum. Gene Ontology annotation, molecular function: procollagen-proline 4-dioxygenase activity; L-ascorbic acid binding; iron ion binding. The transcript has 6 exons. Lineage: Eukaryota; Viridiplantae; Chlorophyta; Chlorophyceae; Chlamydomonadales; Volvocaceae. The record is from RefSeq and is a predicted model, not a curated record. Gene Ontology annotation, biological process: peptidyl-proline hydroxylation to 4-hydroxy-L-proline.